Messenger RNA from Suillus bovinus, 1404 nucleotides. RefSeq names its product squalene epoxidase-domain-containing protein. The coding region runs from base 1 to 1404 and encodes 467 amino acids. The transcript is spliced from 5 exons. Gene Ontology annotation, biological process: ergosterol biosynthetic process. NCBI's taxonomy places the organism in Eukaryota, Fungi, Basidiomycota, Agaricomycetes, Boletales, Suillaceae. The record is from RefSeq and is a predicted model, not a curated record. Gene Ontology annotation, cellular component: membrane; endoplasmic reticulum. Gene Ontology annotation, molecular function: squalene monooxygenase activity; flavin adenine dinucleotide binding.
AUGCUCUCUUCUUCCAGUUCUUACGACGUACUUAUUGUUGGUGCCGGUAUAGCAGGGCCGGCCCUCGCCCAUGCCCUUGCCACGAAGACCUUUGGCAAGCGUACUGCUCCCCUUCGGAUAGCAGUACUCGAGCGGUCUUUCGCAAAGCCAGACCGCAUGGUCGCUGAAUUGCUCCAGCCUGGCGGUGUUACCGCUCUCAAGCAGCUUGGUAUGGAGUCAUGUCUUGAGACUUUUGACUCUGCUCCCUCGGCAGGUUUUUACGUUCUGCGAGGGGAGCAUGGCAUUUGCGCACCAUUCCCUCGAGGCUAUGAGGCAAGAGCUUUUGAACACGGGUCGUUUGUCAUGUCCUUGCGCGACUGCGCACGCCGGGCCCCCAAUGUCCAAAUGAUUGAGACCACAGUCACUGAUCUCAUCGAGAACGAGGAGACACAUCGCGUAAUAGGUGUCCGCGCCUCCCAAGCGGGUGGUCAGCCGGAGUCGUAUUUUGCUGACCUCGUCAUUCUCGCGGACGGUUCCUUAUGCAAGUGGAGAACUACCGUUCUCGGACACAUGCCAUACGAGCCUGAGCAAAAGGGAUACUUGGCAGGAUUGAUGGUGAAAGACCUAAAGCUGCCGGUGCCAAAGUAUGCCACUAUGAUAGUACUGAAAGGCGCUGGACCGGUCGUCCUUUAUGAGCUCCCCAACAAUGAGCAUAGAAUGUUGGUUGAAUUCAAGGAGCCACCGCCAGAUCUCAAGGAGCAUAUAUUGCACGACGUUAUUCCUCAGCUUUCGCCAUCGAUACGUGAGCCCAUUCUCAAAUCUCUGGAAACAGGGCGUCUCCGGCGUUCCCCGCAUUAUUAUCUUCCGGCCAUACCGCAGGGAGAACGUAGCAAGCCAGGCGUGUUUCUACUGGGAGAUUCACUAAAUAUGCGCCACCCGCUAACUGCGGGUGGAAUGACGGUCGCAUUGAACGACGCGGUCAUCCUCUCUGAUCUUCUGGCCGACGUUGAGAGCUUUAGCAACUGGGAUGAAAUCUCGGCCGUCCUUCGGAAGUGGCACCAACUAAGAAAACCGCUCGCAUCAACCAUCAAUACCAUGAGCAUGAGCUGGGCUGGCCUAUUUGCAGCCGAAGGCGAGGCGUUUGACAUUAUGCAGGAUGGAGCAUUCAAAUUUUUCGGGAAAGGUCCAGAGUAUUCUGAGGCCCCCAUGUCAUUAGCAGCUGGAAUAACUGCGUCUCCGUUAUUGCUGGCACGGAGUUCUCUUACAAUCGCGCUUUACUCCAUUUGGGUAUUAUUUACCCACCCUAGACCGGGAAAUAAAUCUGCUCCGCCAAUUUACGAAUACCCGAUACUUUUCGUAAAAGCACUUAACGUCAUAUGGACUAUUGGGUCGGUCAUGGGCCCAGUAUUGUGGGCGGAGAUGUGA